GUACGGUAGCUCCAUUGAACCUGAGUUAUGUCGGUCGGAAUAUCAAAGUGUAAGUGAAGUGGCCUAGAGACCUACAUUUUGACACACGUAUUAUCGCUUUUAUGCGUGAUUUUUGAGAUAAAGCGUAUCCUUAUACGGCGUAGGUGAAAUACUUAAAAGUUCUUUGGGCGACAUUAUUCUGUCGCCCUGUCCAAUUAUUUGUGUAUAAUGCACGAAGACGCUCCAAAAAUGAGUGUAGCGCAAAGUCUACCCGCCUCCACGAGUCAGGCGAAGAGUGAGAUCGUGACUGAUGUCCCCCCCGUGGACUAUGAAAUGAACACUGUUGAACUAAAACCCUCUCAAACUAUCGAAAUGGACUUAAAGCUUGCUUAUGUGAACCCCUCCAGCGGCGCUGGUGGCGAACCAGGCGCUUAUUUGCCAGCAGCCGGCACAGUAUGCGACCAAACCGACACUAAGGAUGUGAUUGAAGAACUUUGUCCCGUUUGCGGAGACAAAGUCAGCGGUUACCACUACGGGCUGCUAACGUGCGAGUCUUGUAAGGGAUUCUUCAAGAGGACCGUUCAAAAUAAGAAGGUGUACACGUGUGUCGCUGAGCGAGCCUGCCACAUAGACAAAACACAGCGGAAGCGCUGCCCAUUUUGCCGCUUCCAAAAGUGCCUCGACGUUGGCAUGAAACUCGAAGCUGUUCGAGCUGAUCGCAUGCGAGGAGGUCGUAACAAGUUCGGUCCUAUGUACAAAAGAGAUCGUGCCCGCAAACUGCAAAUGAUGCGACAGAGGCAAAUCGCAGUGCAGACUUUACGUGGCUCUUUGGGAGAUAGUGGUCUAGUGCUUGGCUUUGGGCCACCUUACGCAGCGGUUCCAGUCAAGCAAGAGAUACAGAUCCCACAAGUGUCAUCUCUCACAUCAUCGCCAGAGUCUUCACCAGGCCCAGCUUUGCUGGGUGCGCAGCCGCAGCCGCCCCAGCCUCCGCCGCCACCCGCUCACGACAAGUGGGAAGCGCAUUCGCCGCACUCCGCCUCUCCAGACGCAUUUGCGUUUGACGCACCAGCCACAGCAGCCGCAACGCCGUCGAGCACCGCCGAACCCACAAGCACUGAAUCCCUACGAGUCUCACCCAUGAUACGCGAAUUCGUACAAACUAUUGAUGACCGCGAGUGGCAGAAUUCGCUAUUUGGGCUCUUGCAGAGUCAGACGUACAAUCAGUGUGAGGUCGAUCUCUUCGAGUUAAUGUGCAAAGUAUUGGACCAAAACUUAUUUUCACAAGUGGAUUGGGCGAGAAACACCGUGUUCUUUAAGUAUUUAAAGGUCGAUGAUCAGAUGAAGCUCUUGCAGCACUCAUGGUCUGACAUGUUGGUGUUAGAUCACCUUCACCAGCGAAUGCACAAUGGCUUGCCUGAUGAGACUACACUUCAUAAUGGUCAGAAGUUUGACCUCCUGUGCCUCGGUCUCCUGGGCGUACCAUCGUUGGCUGACCACUUCAAUGAGCUCCAGAACAAACUAGCAGAGCUGAAAUUCGAUGUCCCUGACUACAUUUGCGUUAAAUUUUUACUUCUAUUAAAUCCUGAAGUAAGAGGCAUCGUUAAUGUGAAGUGCGUCCGAGAUGGCUAUCAGACAGUUCAAGCUGCUCUCCUCGACUAUACGCUGUCCUGUUAUCCAACGAUACAGGACAAAUUCGGGAAACUAGUAAUGGUAGUUCCCGAAAUCCAUGCGCUAGCCGCACGUGAGAGGAGCACCUAUACCAGCGACACUGCGCUGGACAGGCACCUACACAGACUCUCCUCAUGGAAAUGCUGCACGCAAAGCGCAAGCCGAACGGAGGUGAAAUGGUUAACCGGAAUGCCGAGCACACGUCGACACUUGACCGAUUGUGCGGAUUCCUGCCUAGCGACGCGAUUGAGCAACAAUCGCCAAUAUAGAAUCUUGAAGUCUCAGAGAAGAGAAACAGACCACAAAAGCGCAAAGCGCUCCCGACACCGCAUCAGAAUAGAAUAUGCAACAAACUUUACUUAUUAGUUAGUUUUAGUUUAUAACUUGGUGUGUGAUUUUCAAAUUUAAGUUAUUGCGCCGAGCGCCGGCCGGUGGUGCCGCGCGUGCCUAGUCCGAUACAGAUAAAACAAAUAUUUAUCUACCUAUUGUCUGUAAAAUAAUAUACAAAUAUUAUACACCAGUCUUGUGUAGCUAUGGUUAAUUUAUUUAGCAGUCUAUAUCGUGUUACUUCAAAAUUGAGUAAGUACAUUAUAUAACUAGGUUCUCUUUUACACCGGUGCGUAAGCAAAGGGAAAUAUUACAAUACAUAUUUUAGGAAAGUGUCUGUGAUUAUAAACGAAGAAAUUUGAUGAAAACCGUUUUUAAUGUUAGUUGAAAUGAUCAUUAUGUGUAAUAUAACUGUAGAUGUUAGUUGUAUUCAGUACCAUACGUACAUACGUACAUACAUUUUAUGUUGUGGUUGCGCAGCGCAACUAGCGACGCCUGAGUUUAUUUCUUUCAUGUUACUUAUUAAAUUUAUAGAUUACCUUUCUUUUUAUGAGUAUCAAGCACUUUACAUUUGAAUGUAUAAUACUGUCUUCACUAAUAUCGUAUAAAACGUUGUGUUCUAUAGCUUACAUGUCUCGCGGCGUGAGUGAUUGUUGAUGGAUGUCGAUUGUUGCAAAGAGCGACAGGUUUAUAAGUGUAGGUAGGUAUAUUGGGCUUGAUUGAAAAUAAAGUUUAUCGAAUGUUGAUAUUGGUCUAUGUGUAUUAUAUAACGUAUAAAGAAUAGAGUUAAUCGCGAAUUAAAUAAAGUUUAAAAUUUUACAGUUGUUCCUUAAAAUGUUUAUCUGAAUGUUGUAUAAAGUUAAUCAAAUAUUGUUUCUAUCGGCCAUACCAGUACAAAAUCAAAUAUAAUCCUUGUAAAUAACAUAAGCACAUUUGCAGUGAUUUAAUCUACUUAUGAUUGUGUAACUAUGUAAAAUAUUCUCAACGUACGUGCAAGAAGCCUUAAAAAUCAUAGAUUUUUAAAAAUAUAUGGGUACUAGCGUCUAUCGGCUGAUGGCCGAGGAAGGCGAUGUAUUUUUAUAUAAAACAUAUUGUUCUUUAUUAACAUAUAUAAUAUGUUAACUGAAAGUACAUGAUUUCGUAUUUUUCUAACAAAUAAUAUAGUAGCGUACGUAAUCAAGUAAAAAGAUCUACUUUUAAAGUGGAAGUGAUUAUACAUAAUAUUGAAUAUAAAGUGUAUCAUAAAAAAUCUAUGUAAAUCUGUCAUAACGACGUUACAAAUUUAAUUUGAAAACGUUUUCCUUUAACAACGGUGUCAAUUGGAUGAAAGGAAACUGCCCAUUAGACAACAGUUUGUUUGUUUCGACAUUUGAGCAUGAAACGUGAUGAAAGCAAGUGGACGACACUUGUAAUAGUUUGGUAACCGAGCGGCGAGCGGCGAGCGGUAGACGCUAACGCUGGGCACUGCAUGAGGGUACUCCACAGUCUACGUAAUCUAACGAAUCAUUUAAGUAACUAUACAUUGUGAUUUCACGGUUUGUGUUUAAACUGAAUGUUAUUAUUCAAAUUGUUUUUACGUAAUACCAAUGCACCAAGUGCGAAUGUUUAGCUAGUAGGUUGCGUCAACGAGUAGAUUACGGUUAUUGAUAAUGGUGGUUUGUUCAUUUUGGCUUAGUAUGUUUCAUGUAGGCUCACGUAAAAUGUACAAAUCUAUGGCACCGUAUUAUAUCUACAAACCGUCCAGUGAACACGCAGAAUACACUGUAAUAUAAUUAUUAUCAUGUUUCAAAUUCACGAAUUAACUUUCUAUAGACGUGAUACUAGUUGGCAUACAGCAAGGUAGCAUACGAACGGUGUGGUACCUGUAAACAAACAACUUUAAAAAAGUUCCUUGAAACGUUGUUGUGGUACAAUUUUUAAUAUAUACACAUUUCUUGAAUUUCUUUAAAGAGCACUGUUGAAAGUUUUAUAAAAAUUUAUUUACGACUGUAACAUUUUUAGUUAUUUGCCGUAUUUAAUACAUUUUCAUAAUAGCAUUUCGUCUACACUUUUUAUAAUCAAAGACCACAGUUUCUAUGUAAAUAGUUAACAGUUAUUAAUCAAAAUCUCCACGUAUGUGUACGUCUUGUUAUAACUUAAAGAAUAAUGUUUAACUAAAAUAGGUACAAAAAGAAGCUUCGGUAAAGGAAGAAUCUGUUUGGAAUAAGCACGUACUGAUUGUAUUAUUCAUUUACUUGGAAAUGUUUUCACAAUCGAUCAUUGGUUUAACGCGCACGUUUCCCUCUCAAUGUUCUUGAUCGUCCUUAGUCCAAAGCAUUCUUCACUCACGUCACUUCGAUUCUACAUCGCUAGCGGUGUAAGCAAAUAUAUAGAAUUGAAGUAACUCGCAGCUUCUCAAAUUUAGGGCUUUAUUAAAGGCAAAGCUGAUCUGUGAUGGUAUGACAUAGUUAAGUACAUAAGACGGCGUGGGUCAUUAUUCUGCUCGUGUUUGCGCGAGCGCAGCGAGUAAUUGUGACCAAUUUUAAUCAAAACACCCGUUUGUCCAGUGCAGCUUUAAAAUAGACCUCGUUUAUCGACAGGGUUCAUGUUUGAAGUCGGUGAACUAAGAAAUCUUAAUACUAUCGUGUUAGACAAGUUACAAAACAUUAGCACCACUAGUUCGGAAGCCGUUUAUACCUCAAUGUUCGAUUCCUUUAAUUAGAUCUGUGAAUUUAUUACCAAACAUGUUACCAUUUUAAAUAUUUAUAUUUAAUCAUCAGUCACAUGGAUAUUUUGCUUAGAUUUACAGUAUUAUUUUGAUAGAUAUAUUAUUCAAGCAACAUUCACGUUUCUAAUUUAAGGGGUCGCUUCAUAUUGCCUCGGGGCAAACGACUACAUGCAUACAUUUUACUACUAGUAUACUAUAUUUAUGUAUUUAUACAUCGCGAGGCUUAUUAGCAUUAGAUGAUAUAUUUGUGUAUAUUAAUCUUUUGAGAUGCUUAUCUAAAUAAAUUGCGUUGAUAAUUCUAAACUUUCUUUAAAUUCAAAUCUAAAAAUAGUUUAUUUGCACUAAAGUACAAGUACUUACUUUCCACGUUUGUAAACCUUAUAAUUAUAAAGUAACACCACUGAUUAUAUUAUCGCAUUAUACCUAAUACAAAGUAGAUGAGUUUUCAAUAGAAUAUAGCGUGUGGUAUUAAUAAUUUAUCUGUAAAUUAAUUGUUACUAUAUUUUGAUUUGUCCGGUUUAUUUAGCUAACAUUAUGUAUGUAUCGAUUUUAGAAUUAUUAAAUUUAUAAGUGUAUGCAUAGUGAUGUAGUCAGUCGAAGUAAUUGGCCGCAGAAUAGGUCUCGGAGAUGUAUGCCAUCCACACACUCCAUCAAUGGCAACCUCUGUGGCACAGACAGUUGUCGAAAGCCCUAAGCAGGUUGUCUUGCUGAGACCUGAAUGGUAGACCGUACGCGAUCGACUUGUUAAGUACAAUACUACAACACGAACUACAAAGGUUACAUUCUCGAUAGUAAACGGUUCAACAAUAAGGUGCCAGUGUUCAUAAUGAGUAGUUUUUGUUAGUCCAUUAAUUUGCUAUUACAUCUUUUGUCAUUCGCUUCACAUUUGAUUUAAUCGACUUUAAUUUUACCUUUAAAUAUUUAAUUCGUUUGAAUAUAUAAAUCUAAACCUACUAUUUAGACAUAAGAUUAGGUUGUAACGUACAACGUAAAGUUGUUAUUUAGUGUAUGUUAUGUAAGUAAUAUCUAUAUUUAUGACUUAAAAUUAUAAGUAUUUUUAAUGAUAAGGUACACGAUGAGUGUUCUAUGUAAAUGUAAAUUUUGAGUUCAACUAGGUGUAAGUGAUAGAUAGUAAACAAACUGCGCAGCGGGGAUCAUCGCGUUCCCGUGGUACUGCGGCUCGCUGCCCACGGGAGCGGGAUGCUCGUCCAACGUCGGGCACUGUUAUUUCGCUCAGAUUCGCUCGCGCAGCGUAACGUAUCCGUAGCCGGUCUCGCAUUCAGUAUCGCGGCGACGACGUCCGCGUCUCUCGCAUGAAUUCGUUUCGUCAUCACGUGCUUUGCUCGAUACUAACUGUGUUAGGCGAUCGGUUGCAGAUGACUAUGUACGCGUCGCACACAUUCCAAAAUAUCGCUAACGUAACGCUAAAUGACGCGCAUAGACAAGCGUUGCAAUUUGUAAGUUUACCACUUUGUUGUUCAUUAACGAUAAGUUAGGAUUAAUCUCAGUCGAUGUUGUUUAACUUUAGUCUGUGUAUAGUAUUCUCGUGGAUAAGUUUAUAUGUGAGGAUGUGAAUUUGAGCGAAUCGACAGGCCUCAGCCUGAAGGGUUCAUACUAGCUGUAAAUCUUAAGUACCUAAGCGAUAAUUUCUGUUGCACCUAACUUUAUUUCGCGCGCCGUGUUAGUUCUACUUUAUCAAUUGUACAUAUAGAUAGGGCGAGGUAUACAGUUUGCAUUCAUCUUAAAUGGUUAAUUGUUGUAUCUGAAAAUAUGGGGCUGGCAAAUACCAAUGCAAUACCGCAUUUGCUGUUGAUAAAAUAAAGUAAAUCUUAAAGUGAUACCAUCCUAGAUGUAUGGCUAUUUAUGUGUUACUGUUAAAGAAGUGGUGAGGUCACGAGUCGAGGGCAGGGAUUACGGUUGCGGGUCAUCUACCUAGCUAUAGUGUGUAUGGUAUACGAGUACGAAGACGCACAACGAGCCCCGACCCUAAGAGUGGCUCGCGGCUCCGUCCACGCCACGAGUGGAACACGACCCUCGCAACUUGGUCCAGUGACCGUUCUGAUAGUUAUUAUUGUAAUAACAUAAGUACACCCAGUAAUGUUCAGCCACGAAGGCUUAUUGUGAGGCUGCUACCAUUUUAACUGAACUGUUCGCAAUUUUACUUAGCUCUAUUUAAACGUUCUACGUUUAAACACCACAUCACUGCUGACAUCACUUAAUGAUAGUAAACAAUAUUUUUUCAUAGAUGUAUAAAAUGUGAAUUUGUCACGGCACGAAUAAUUUAAUUACACAUUGCCUUGUAAGGAUUUAACAUUGAUACGUAAAUCAAUGAGCGCGGGCACAGUUCAGUUAGAGUGGAGCAACCGGCACUAGCUACCACAGCCACAUAAUUGUACCGUGUCAUUACCUCACAUUUGCGUCUUUUAUACAAUAUAAUAGUUAUUGUUGUCGCUAAAUCUUUAAACUUAUUUUUAUUAUCAUUAUUGUUUAGAGGUGUCAUUAAGUUUAAAACACAAUGAUCUAUUUUUAGAUGGCAACAUAGAUGAUAUGUAAGGCGGUGUGAGAUGUCGCCCGAGCAUCUUCAAUGUAUUUAUUUUCAUGGUGAUUAAUAAAUAUUGUGAGACGCACGUACGCGCCGGCGGCGAUGGGCGCGCGCUCGCGCCGCCGCCCGUUAUUGUAGAAAUAAAUGAUAUUUUCGUUUAAAUAA
Messenger RNA from Spodoptera frugiperda (fall armyworm), 7388 nucleotides. RefSeq names its product nuclear hormone receptor FTZ-F1 (gene ftz-f1). Gene Ontology annotation, molecular function: nuclear receptor activity; zinc ion binding; RNA polymerase II cis-regulatory region sequence-specific DNA binding. Gene Ontology annotation, cellular component: RNA polymerase II transcription regulator complex. Gene Ontology annotation, biological process: regulation of transcription by RNA polymerase II; hormone-mediated signaling pathway; tissue development. The record is from RefSeq and is a predicted model, not a curated record. NCBI's taxonomy places the organism in Eukaryota, Metazoa, Arthropoda, Insecta, Lepidoptera, Noctuidae.